Lindgomyces ingoldianus is the source of this 867-nucleotide messenger RNA. RefSeq lists its product as uncharacterized. Bases 1 to 867 code for a protein of 288 amino acids. The transcript is spliced from 11 exons. The record is from RefSeq and is a predicted model, not a curated record. Lineage: Eukaryota; Fungi; Ascomycota; Dothideomycetes; Pleosporales; Lindgomycetaceae.
AUGAACAGCCCUCAGAGGAUCGAAAAACCCUCGGCCCAGUUCUUCAUUUACUUUACUUUCAUGAUCCUAUUCAGUGGUCAGACGUAUCCUUUUCCCGGCUUUAGUGGGGCCGAUCGAGGCUCCAACUCGCUAACCCGGCGCUUGUACCGUGCCGGCGCACUGACAUUAAAAGUAUUGCCGCCUGGAGCUGCUCAGGCUUCAAGAGGUGAAUUUAUGGUUUCCAAGCUAGAACAAGGCCAAAACUCACCGGCAAAAUGUAUUGAAACACGAGCUUUUGACUAUAGCAAACUGUCGUGGCUAACCAUCUGCAGAGCCCUACCUACUGAAGGUAAACAGGAACUAUAUAUCAGCGCGAUUACCGAUAAUUUGCACAUAAGCUGCGUGAAAGAAACCAAUCCUCUCGGGGCACGGUUACACGGGCGGAAGGGGCAUCUCGAACAUGUUUUCCCACUUCUUCUGGAAUCGGCUUUGAUGUUUCAGCAUCAUAUUGUAUGCUGGGUGUGGACAUAUAGAUUUGUCGUUGGGCAUGGAUUGACCGUCCUUUGUGGGAAACAAGCUGGUGAAAUGAUCGUUUCCUUUGUAAAUCGCAAAACCAACUCCCACCCUCAUUACCAAUGCCAAAUCCAAGUCCAGGGGAGUGUAAAAUCUCACCCCCGCUUUGGCGUCCAAUCCCCAAUACUACAUCUGGACAACCAUCUUGAUCAGUGGGGAGAAGGGGUAGCGAGUAGAUUAGAUUUAGGCGGAUGCAUUGGGUUUGGGGUUGGAAUUGGGGCUGGAAUUGAGACAGGGCAGAUUGCGGAGCGGGCCGUUAGGAGGACGCGGGGGAAGAGGGCUAUGCGGGCCUCGGCGAAUGUUUGUGUUAAGUAA